AUGGUUUUCAUAUUCAUUGAUAUUAAUUUAGUUACAUUCGAAAUUAAAGCACGACUGAUAACAAUCACAGGUCCUCGGGGUAGUCUCACAAGAAGUUUCCGCCAUGCUUCAAUAAGCAUUAUAAAAAUGGGGAAACAACGUAUUAUGCUAGAAAAAGUCAAUUCUACAACUCGUGAUGUCGCUCUUCUGAACACAAUUUCCUCCCACAUCACCAAUAUGAUCAAAGGAGUGACAAAACGUUAUGUAAUCAGAGCAAUUAGUCGAAUGUUUCCGAUUGGAAUUGACAUUACUGAAAAUGGGACAAAAUUAACAAUCGAGAAAUUAUUUGGAGGACUUGAAAAACGAAAUUAUUCUUUUCCGCAGGGUGUGACGAUUAGACCUUCAGGGUUAUUGAAGGAUGAGUACUACGUCGAGGGGAAUGAUAUUGAAUUGGUGUCUCGUUCUGGUAUCCGUUCUUUAGUGACUGUUAGCCUCUUCUUUGCACGAGAUGUGUAA
This is a messenger RNA of Octopus sinensis (East Asian common octopus), 495 nucleotides long. Its product is annotated as 60S ribosomal protein L9-like. Gene Ontology annotation, molecular function: structural constituent of ribosome; rRNA binding. Lineage: Eukaryota; Metazoa; Mollusca; Cephalopoda; Octopoda; Octopodidae. Gene Ontology annotation, cellular component: ribosome; cytosolic large ribosomal subunit. The transcript is spliced from 3 exons. Gene Ontology annotation, biological process: cytoplasmic translation. Bases 1 to 495 code for a protein of 164 amino acids. The record is from RefSeq and is a predicted model, not a curated record.